Messenger RNA from Solea solea (common sole), 2832 nucleotides. It is a transcript of the gene ube2wb, whose product is annotated as ubiquitin conjugating enzyme E2 Wb. The record is from RefSeq and is a predicted model, not a curated record. The transcript has 6 exons. The coding region runs from base 145 to 594 and encodes 149 amino acids. Lineage: Eukaryota; Metazoa; Chordata; Actinopteri; Pleuronectiformes; Soleidae.
CUGUUUAGCUGACGUAAACGUUAGCUAGCUAACGAGACGGUGCGCAGAUUGAGCAGUUGCAGUUUCCUUCUGGACGGAACAGGUGCAUCUCGUUCACGAUGAGAGAUUUGCCUCUGCUGAUAAAGACACAAACCUUCACGAGCAAUGAAUACGAAAAGGCUACAAAAGGAAUUAUUAGCCCUUCAAAACGAUCCACCCCCAGGAAUGACGCUCAAUGAAAAAAGUGUACAGAACACCAUCACACAGUGGAUUGUAGAUAUGGAGGGAGCAUCCGGAACACUGUACGAAGGAGAGAAAUUUCAGUUGCUUUUCAAAUUUAGUAGUCGAUAUCCCUUUGAUUCACCUCAGGUAAUGUUCACAGGAGAGAAUAUACCUGUCCAUCCUCAUGUGUAUAGCAACGGUCACAUCUGUCUAUCUAUUCUAACGGAGGAUUGGUCGCCCGCCCUCUCAGUGCAAUCCGUUUGUCUUAGCAUUAUCAGCAUGUUGUCCAGCUGCAAAGAAAAGAGACGACCGCCUGAUAAUUCGUUUUAUGUAAGAACGUGUAACAAAAAUCCAAAGAAGACAAAAUGGUGGUAUCACGACGAUACAUGCUAAUGUACAAACUUUGUAAUAAUCGUACAAGAAAGAAGCCCUACUGACCUACAUAAAAAGCACUUUUUAAUCAUUCAGUCUUUGAGCUCUGACCUUUGACUGGAACAGUGGACACCAUGCGCUGGAGGCUCUUGACUGCACCCCCCCCCCCCCCCCCCCCAUCCCGCAGACAGAUGGAUGCAUGUUUUAGUUGGUUGUAUAAUAGCAAAUACGAAAAUAAUCGGAAGUUCAAAUGCACCCAAGAAGGAUUUUUUUUCAGCGGUGAAUUAGAAACGCGGGGAGCAAACAAACAAGCAACAAAGCAAGCACGGUGGAUUUGUCGUGAGAUAAUUUAUAAUUCCUGUUUUAAGAUCAUUACUUUUCCUUUUCCUUUUGUGUAUGGGUGCAUUUUAAGGUCCUUGUGUUGUGCAAUAAUAACUGAUGGAUGCAUGCUUGGGCCUGCAAAGAGAAAUCCAAAUUGAAUCGUUUUCUGGAAGGGAUCGGACCAUCAUAACUCCCAAGGAAAUGCUUCAUCUGUUUUCUUUUUUUUUCUUUUGGUUUUAUUUUUUUUUAAAUAUAUUAUAAUAUGCACUGUGAAAGUAUCUAUUAAGAAAAGGCACUAUUAGUUCAUUGUCCUCAACUUGCCGUUGUUUUGUAAGCGGUCCUCCGUAUAUUUAUCAGGUUUAAAGGGUUUUAAUUUGUAACCACUGUAUCAAAAGUACACAAAUUUCCUUCUUCAUCUUCCAACAUGAGACCUGGUUGCACUUCUUCCUGCUGUUUGGCAGAACGGCGGCACAGGAAUAAAACUAGGCUGAGCUUGUGUUGUGUUCACUAGUCCAGCCACGGAGAAUGCGCAGUGACCUCUUCUAUUUAAAGAAUGUCUGCGAGAGACCAUUGUUGAGUGAUCCGUUAUUAUUUGUAAAAUACUUCUUUUUUUUCUUUUUUUAAACUCAUGCUUUAAUCUUUUAAUGUCUUGACUCUUUUUUGUACUUUUCAACUAGCUGAUACUUUGAAAGGGGGAGGCUGUUUUGAUGGGUCAGUAUAUUUCUGAGUUGUUUUUUUUUUUAAUUUGUAUGUUAUUUAAUUUAAAUCUUUGUUCCAUCUUCAGAACGUAAAUGAAUGAUAAAAAGGAGAGUCGUAGAGACGAGGGUUUUGUGAUUCCCCUGGUCAGAGUUUUUGGCUCAGGUACUUUUUUCAAUAAAGAGGUCACCUCUAAAAAGAUACCGAUUAAAUAUUUUGAAUUUAGCUAUAUUUUCACCAAAAGAGACUGUUAUGUUUUAAACUGAUAACAUGUCUGAAACUAUUGUAUAUACAUCUUGGAAUUGUUGGAUGAUGUGAAAAACAAAUUAGCAGAGGAUGCAUUUACUUUAUAGCAGAAUGAUAAUAGGAGUGCUUUAUUUUAUUGGACAUAAAUCUGCAUCUUUUGCUAAUUGAGUGUACAGUUGGCAGCAAAUACUUCUGUUGGUUUAAAAAAAUGUUAUGUAGUUUUACAGUGGGGAUGCAUGCAAUUUUAAACCCUACUUUUUCUUAUUGGCAUCAGAUAUUGUGACAACUUUAAGUCUUUCCAUAACUUAUUAUAAUGGUUUAUUGGAUGGACUUUACAAACCUCCAGAUGCUCUUUGUCAUUUAAGACUGUAAUCACUCCAUUCCUAUAGAGAUGUUUAUCGCCAUCCAGUCAGAGAUACUUGAAUUUUUCCAUCAUUGGUUUGUUUGUGUUUUUCCUUUUUUUUCUUCUUCCAGGGUCUAGCUGAGUUUCUUGAAUGAUCUCGGGUGAAUGUGAUGAUUCUCUACUCCGUAGAGGAGAUUACCACAGCACACUUGCUAUCUCAGAACUACAUUGAUAACUUAAAAGUAGUCUAUUUAACCAAUGGUUUGUUUCUAAGAAAAAGGAUUAUUAUUAUUAACCUCAUUGUAAUGUUCUUGUGCACCGCCACUGUGCUGUAAGGAAAGGACGGUCAGUCCAAAACUAAAAUUGUGUCAGUGCAGUCACAACAGCAUUCGUGUGGGGACACAUAGAGCAGUAGAGAUUUUGAAAAACUUGCAACUGAAUAUGUUACAAGAGUUUGGAUGUGACACGUUAUUUUUAUUUUGUUUUACUUUUCAAUGUGGUUUGAACUCUUAGCUUGCAGGUUUUUGUGAGUGAUCAACACUAAUGAGGGUGUGUUAUUUAUAUUUAAAAUUUUGUUCUGGGAUGUGCAAGCUCCAUGUAAUAGGUGCCUGUUCAUUUUCAUAAUCAAUAAUAAAAGCAAAGAUUCACUUUUA